Carassius carassius (crucian carp) is the source of this 1445-nucleotide messenger RNA. RefSeq names its product dnaJ homolog subfamily C member 18-like. The transcript is spliced from 3 exons. Gene Ontology annotation, cellular component: endoplasmic reticulum membrane. NCBI's taxonomy places the organism in Eukaryota, Metazoa, Chordata, Actinopteri, Cypriniformes, Cyprinidae. Bases 61 to 321 code for a protein of 86 amino acids. Gene Ontology annotation, biological process: cellular response to misfolded protein. Gene Ontology annotation, molecular function: Hsp70 protein binding. The record is from RefSeq and is a predicted model, not a curated record.
CCCUACAGCCUCUUCUACAAACCGUCCGUGGGGUUGGUGGUGUCCAGAGAAACCCAGCACAUGGGUGUCCCAUACUAUGUGGAUAAGAGUUUUGAGAAAGAAUACCGUGGUGCUGCUCUGGACGAGCUGGAGAAGACUAUUGAGAACGACUAUAUUGACCACCUACAGAGCAGCUGCUGGAAAGAGAAGCAGCAGAAAUCUGAUCUAGCUAAUCUGGGCCAGCUGUACCGAGACAAGCGGCUGAAGCAGAAGGCAGAGACCAUGAAGCUGGAUCACUGUGAAAAGCUGCACCGCUUCAUGGGCCGACAGAGAGGAGACUGAGGCAGUGUCGCCCUCCAAGACAGCAUGGUCAGCUUAAUCAAAGAGCUUUUAGAAUUGGUUACAUAUUUCAGUUUACUCGGGUGGGUCAUCUUUUUGGGAAGGAGAAAGGAAGAGAUGUGUUAAAGCAGGAACCCAGGCAGAUUUUCUGAGGAGCUUCCAUGAAUGUGCUGAAGUCUGAUGUCCUUUAGCUCAUCUGAUUCAGCUGCCAUGCACAAACUGUGGGUAACUCGUGCGAGCGCCUGGUAGCUUUUUCCUUACAUUAAGGAGCACCGACUCCAGGCUGGCCGACAGAAUUCAAGCUAGUGAUUGUUGUUUUAGUCGCAUUUAAGCUUAUUUGUUAAUAGGAAUUUAACUUAUUCAAUAACAUUUAAUAUCUGAAUUUGUGCUGUGAAUUACAUUCAUCAACAACUUUUAAUAGAAAGCUCCUUUUUUGUUUUUGGAAACAAACGGUUCUCAAAAACAGGGAUAUAAACCACUACAGCUUUUCAAAGCCUUCUAUACAUAGCAAGAAGAUAAAAACCUUAUGUACAGUAAAUUAGUUUUUCAGUCCUUUGUUACAGUGGUGUAUGUUUCAGAAAUUAAAAAGGUAUCAGGCAACUGUUUUAAGCUAGGUAAAAAUUCAGUGCACUGAAAAAAAAGCUUAAUGCCAUUACCUCUGAAUUAAUUUAUCUGCAGUAUUUGAUUUAUAUUUUGGCACUUUAACUUCUUGUGUAUUGCAUGCAUCCAUCCAUGCAUUCUCCUCGCCUUGUUAGUGUCCGAAGGUGUUACUGGCAAAGUUUAAUUUCAAUAAUUAUAACUAGACAAAUAACCGUUACUGAGCAUCUGUUUUGAACUACAGUUAAUGUUUUAACUCUUGUCACUGAACACUAUGUUCUAUAUAUAAUAACAUACUGAUAUUUAGCACAAAUCUGAACCUAAGGGAUGUUUAGAAGUGCUACAGGAGGCGUCCACUCACUCAGGAUGAAAUAGAGGAAGAGUGUAAGAUUUGACGUGGAGAGUUUGUGCCGGUGGUGCUAUUGUAAUCUUGUUUCCACGCAGUGUGCUAAAAGUAACUGCUGGAAGUUUUGUUUGGUUUGAUAUGCGUUUUUUUGCUACUUAAAUAAAAUAUUAAAUCAAACACAGUU